AGACCCAAAACGCGGUAGCGGCUAUAAAACGCGAGGUAGCCGGUAGUCAAAGAGACAAAUACGCAGAGUGAUUCCGUAGACCACCGAAGCAACAUAGCACAUCUUCAUCAUGAAGGUUCUCGUCGCUCUUGCCCUGCUCGCUCUGUUUGGCUCACUCCACAAUCCCUGUGCUGCUGCUCCUGCUGUUGAAUCUACGACGCAAACGGAACAGGAUGAUGUCAAGAAUGUAGAGGGGCGACUUCCGUCUGAGGAUGUUGUUCCUCUUCCCCAAGUUAAAGCUGUCAUCGAAGAGGCUCUCAACCAACAAGUGGAGGACCCGUCAGAAAAGUUCGAAGAAGAACAAUUCGACGCACUGAUGGAAUCUUUUGCUGAGUACCAGACUUUUAAGGACAUCUGGGUCAUGCACAAGAGGGGAGGCUCAAAGGCCGACAAGUGGCGUCUUGUUUGUAAAAUAUUGAGGAUGUGUUGAAGAGUGUUAAUAUAGAGCUAAGAUUAUGUAACGACGACGUCACAGCUGAAUAAACGAAGGAGUAGACAAACAUA
Ornithodoros turicata is the source of this 543-nucleotide messenger RNA. RefSeq lists its product as uncharacterized. NCBI's taxonomy places the organism in Eukaryota, Metazoa, Arthropoda, Arachnida, Ixodida, Argasidae. The record is from RefSeq and is a predicted model, not a curated record. The transcript is spliced from 3 exons. The coding region runs from base 110 to 469 and encodes 119 amino acids.